Pneumocystis murina B123 is the source of this 534-nucleotide messenger RNA. RefSeq lists its product as hypothetical. Gene Ontology annotation, molecular function: protein binding; peptidyl-prolyl cis-trans isomerase activity. The record is from RefSeq and is a predicted model, not a curated record. Gene Ontology annotation, cellular component: nucleus; cytosol. The transcript is spliced from 4 exons. Lineage: Eukaryota; Fungi; Ascomycota; Pneumocystomycetes; Pneumocystales; Pneumocystaceae. Bases 1 to 534 code for a protein of 177 amino acids.
AUGAUUCAAGUCAAUGGUUUACCUGAAGAUUGGGAAAUACGAUGUUCUCGCUCAAGAAAUCUGCCUUAUUAUUAUAAUAUGAAGACACAUGAGUCCUUUUGGGAGCCCCCAUCGGAUGCAGAUCUUGAGGUUCUGAAAGAUUAUAUGAUUAAGAAUGGAUUGAUACCAGUAUCGUCAGAAGAAAAUAAAGUAAAUGAUGAAAAGAUCCGUGUUAUUCAUCUUUUAGUAAAACAUAAUCAUAGUAGAAGACCUAGUUCUUGGAAAGAACCUAAUAUUACUCGAACCAAGCAAGAAGCUAUGGAAAUUAUUCUUAAAUAUGAAGCAAAAGUACGUUCAGGAGAAAUUAGUCUUGGAGAACUAGCUGUUACAGAGUCGGAUUGUAAUAGUGCUAAAAAAGCGGGAGAUUUAGGUUUUUUUGGAAAAGGUGUUAUGCAACGAGAAUUUGAAGAAGCAUCGUUUAGUUUGCAACCGGGUGAAAUGAGUCAUGUUGUUGAAACUGCUAGUGGUUAUCAUUUAAUUGAAAGAAUUGCUUAA